UCCAAGCCAGUGUGUGGUGGCUCGCACCCUCAGCAGACCUCAGACCCUCAUGACCAUAGCCACAAAGAUCUCCUUGCAGAUGAACUGCAAGAUGGAAGGAGAGCCGUGGAGCGUCGAGAUCCCGUUGAAGCACCUGAUGAUGUUGGUAUCGACUGCUACCACGACAGUGCCGCAGGAAAGAGAUCCAUCGGUGCACUGGUGGCCAGCCUCAACCCGGGCAUGUCCAGCUGCGCUGAAGGCCUACUUCAAAUACAACGAAUGUUUGCCGUCACGCAUCGUGGUGUACCGAGACGGCGUGGGCGACGGCGUGCUGCUGAGCGUAGUCGACUAUGAAGUGCCUCAGGUCACGCAGUCCACCAAGGCCAUGGGUGAAGAUUACACGCCCAAACUGACUGUGUUGGUGGUGAAGAAACGCAUCUCUUCCAGAUUCUUCGCUGUCCUCGACACCAGACCGAGCAACCCUCCUCCCGGAACGGUCAUCGACGCCGAAGUCACGUGACCCGAGUGGAGUGUUCAGGCAUAGUUCAUCCAUCUUUUUCUCUUUCUCUUUCUGAUCACAGCUUCAGGUUGCGUUCGGUGUGUUUUAAAUGCUGAUGGCUUGAUUUGUCAGGUACGACUUCAUCGUGAGUCACAAAGUGCGCUUCAGCAGUGUGGCCCCAACUCACUACAACGUGGUGUACGACAGCAGUGUCCUCAAACCAGAACACAUGCAGAGACUCACCUACAAACUCUGCCACAUGUAUUACAACUGGCAGGUGAAAGCCACACACACACACACACACACACACACACACACACACACACACACACACACACACACACACACACACGUUCAUACAAGCCCGCUUUCUACACAACCCCAGAUCAUGCUGAUUGAUGAUGUAAGGAUUGAGGAUGUGGUCAUUUUCUUUAAUCGCACGUCUAUCAUUAGAGAAUCCGCAUCGUGUGAUCAAAAACGGAGAACGCGCAUGAAUUUGUUACAGAAUUUGUCCAAGAUUUUAUUGGGAAUGUUUCGUACAGUGUUGACGAUCUAAAUAGCUUAAAACCGUGUAAUUGCAGGGUUAAAGAUACGAGCUAUACGAGAUCAAGCCUGUGAUCGGAGUGUCCGUAUACUCGAUGUUUACAAAACCGCAAGAACGGAAGUGAAAUGCUAUCAGUCAAACACGUCAGAGUUAAUGUAUUGUUCUGAUGGCUGAAGGAAAAUUUUACUUAACGGUUAUAUCUUAAGGGUGAGCUGAGGUUGUGUAUGAUUAGUUUAGGAGAGAGAGAGAGAGAGAGAGAGAUGUAGAGAAAAGGAAAUAAAGAAUUAACAGGUGCUGUGAAUUGAGGAUGUGUAGAAAAAAAGUAUAUUUAAAGCAGAUGAAUGAGUAUUAGAAGCCGAGAAAGGUGAGGUUACAUUCGUGUUUCCUGGAGGAUGCAGUAGAGGUGUGUGUGUGACUUCCUGUAUACAUAUAUACACACGGUUGUGUGUAGUUUUAGAAACAUCUGGGACUUGAAUUUUCAGUGUGCACAUGAUAGAUGUGCUAUAUAAUGUAAUUUAGAAACCGGUGGAUUACACGAAUAUUUUACACUAAAUAUGAAACUUAUUCACUUCGACUGAACAUUAAAUGAAUCUCAGAACUGAGACAGUAUUAAACAGUCAGUAACAGAGGCCCCUGUGAGAAUCAGAACCUCAGGUUUAAUCAGUGUUGUGGAAUGUGAUAUGAUCAAAUCAACAAGUUAGUAUAUUUUACUUGUACUCUAAACCGGUUAUCUAGGAAUUGUAGUGGAAAAAAACUACUUGAGUCCAGCACUUUCCUUUAACUGGAGCUGAAACUUGUUGUUAAAGCGUUUUUGGCCUUUUGUCAACCCUACAGUGCACGUCCCCGAGGUGUGUUCACUGUUCAGGUUUUCCUACAAAAUGUCACCUCCUGUAAUAACACGAGCACUGCUUUUUAUUUAUUUAAAUAUUUUACAUAUACAGAUUAUAUACUUUCUGUACAUUUACAAAAGGUUGGUGUAGAUUUAACAGAUUUUACACAGAAUCCAUCUGUCCAAGUCGAGACUUUCUGUAAUAUAUCCAGAAGUAGAGGGCAAGUGUGAUAAAUGCCAUGGCGCUCCCUGUCAUCUUGGCCAUAUGUUUUUCUUCUGCCCUGAUCGCCAUGGUUUUUGGACUGGUUUCUUUACUGUCAUGUCCACUAUUCUCAGAGUAGAUUUAAAACCUUGCUCUUUUUUAAAACCAGGUUCUCUUUUACACACACCUGAGAGGAGAUAAACCAGCUGAACUUUCUAAUCUUACAUUAAACAUCCAACAAGCAGCUUUCGGGUCACAGUGAGAUAUUAAUGACAAGUUCCUGUAACACUUCUUCUGCUUUAAACUCGAACCUGAGGGUGACGACGCCAUCUCAAACUAAAACAACUUCUAUCUUCAAAGCUCCAGUGCAGAAGAGUUACUCUGACCGGGGUGGAGUAUUUCAGUGUAGUACCUUCUGAUCGGCGAUCAGCCUGCCAUCAUGCAGCUCACCUUCCGUCACCAUGUCCUCCUUCUCGGCUGCACGUUAAAUGCAGUCAGUGAAACCGGUGCGUAAUGAACCUGUAGAGAGAGAGAGAGAGAGAGAGAGAGAGAGAGAGUGAAUGAAUGAAUGAGUUCAGAUGUUACUUUAACACAUCUGUGAUCUGAGUGCCUUGACCUCUGACAUGAUCUGCCUGGCGAGGUAGGAACUGUGAGGUUAAACGCUGUGACUGUAAAUAAACACUGAAACAGGUGUUGACUCCUGCACUUACCACAUGCGCAGAAACUCUGGCAAGAGCCUAAGGAUCCUCCACUGAGCUCUCCACACCUACAGGAACACAGGUCUUUUAAACUCACGCACUUCGUUGUACAUCUAAACCGUUAUCCAUGGACAGAACACACACUCUCCCCAAACAAUAUAAACACAGUAAAAUAAAACUCAAGUGAUCGAGUCACUGAUGAAUCGUUAGAGAAGGACGAGCGCAUUGGAGCGGUUGUGCUGCACGCGGGGACGAACGACACCAGGCUGCGGCAGACGGAGGUUCUGAAGAGGGACUUCUCCAGCCUGAUCGAGACGGUACGAGGCAGAUCACCCACCCCGAAGAUCAUUGUCUCUGGACCUCUUCCCACAUACAGACGUGGAGCAGAAAAGUUCAGUAGACUUCUAGCAUUAAAUGAUUGGUUAGUCUCUUGGUGUAAUGAGCAGAAUCUGGUGUUUGUCAAUAACUGGGAUCUGUUCUGGGAGCGUCCUAGGUUGUUUCGUCCUGAUGGCCUGCACCCCAGCAGCCUCAGAGCGGAACUGCUUUCAGACAACAUUUCCAAGACACUACACUCCAAGUGACUGUCUACCGUAAGUACAUCUUCCAAUAAUAACAACAUUCAGUAAAAUCAAUGUUCAACUAAAAAUCCAGGAAAGGUAAUACAUACUAUAGAGACUGUGUCUGUUCCCCGAGCUAUACAAAUAUAUAGAAAAUCUCGGAAAGUCUAUCUUCGUAACUUAAUUAACAUAAAAUUAAAUCAUAUUGAAUGCACAUCCAGCACUUUUGAUCUGAAGCUAGGACUAUUAAACAUUAGAUCUCUUGCGUCUAAGGCUCUUAUUGUUAACGACAUCAUUACUGAUCAGGAAUGUAAUUUAAUGUGUUUAACAGAAACUUGGAUUAAACCAAACGAGUACAUAGCAUUAAAUGAAGCCAGUCCUCCUGGAUACAGUUAUGUACAUCAGCCUCGUUCAACUGGUAGAGGAGGAGGUGUUGGUCUCAUCCAUAGUCAAAAUCUAGUCGUCACACAAAAACCUAGUCAUAAAUUUAAUUCUUUUGAAAUUCUUUAUACCAGUAUAAGUUAUGUAGCCACAAAAAAUAAGUCAAUUCCUCUAAUUAUUAUUUACAGACCCCCAGGGCCAUAUACUGAAUUUCUUAGUGAAUUUACAGACUUUAUCUCAAACCUGGUUGUGUCUGUAGAUAAAGCAUUAAUCGUCGGAGACUUUAAUAUUCAUUUUGAUAACCUGGAAGACCCUCUAAGAAUAGCGGUUGUGUCCAUCUUAGAUUCAGUAGGGAUUAAUCAGAACGCAAUCGGGCCUACUCAUAAUGGUGGUCACACUCUUAACCUCAUACUAACAUACGGACUAAGUAUAGAAAAUAUUAUCAUUUUUCCGCAGUCUGAAGUUGUCUCAGACCAUUAUCUUAUCUCGUUCAUAAUACGUAUUGAUCAUAAUAUUUCCACCUCGUCUCGCUACCGCGUAAAACAUACCUACACAUCAGCUACUGCACCGAGCUUCAUAAAUAACCUCCCAGAGACAUCAAUUAGAUUUGGAUCACCGUCAGAUCACACAGAACUCGAUCAGGCGACUGAAAGCUUGGAGUCAACACUCCGCUACACGCUAGAUAGAGUGGCUCCACUCAAAAGGAAAAUAAUUAGAGAGAAAAAAUUAGCACCCUGGUAUAAUGAUCAAACGCGAACCUUAAAACAGACAACUUGACAAUUAGAACGUAAAUGACGUCAAACCAAACUGGUGAUAUUUCAAACAGCAUGGAAGGAGAGCCUACUGAAAUAUAGGAAAUCUCUUGGCGAUGCUAGAAAAAUCUAUUUCUCCACCUUAAUAGGAGACAACAAAAACAAUUCUAGAUUCCUUUUCAACACAGUAGCAAAAUUAACUAGGAAUAAAACCACUACAGAGAGAAACACUCAAUCAUUACAUAGCAGUGAAGAUUUCAUGAAAUUUUUCAAUGAUAAGGUUGAAAAUAUUAGACGUGAAAUACAGGCCAUUAAAUUAAAACCGGACAGUACUGUAACAAACCCAUUACAUAACAAUGUAGCAAUAUCAGAUCAAUGUUUAGAGUGUUUUGCUCCGCUUAGAGAGACCGAACUAGCUACAUUAAUCUCUUCAGCCAAUUCAUCAACUUGCAUACUAGAUCCCGUACCUACAUGUUUCUUUAAACAGAUUUGUCCAGGAGUAAUUGAACCACUUUUAAAUAUAAUCAAUUCUUCCCUAAGCACUGGCUAUGUACCUAAAUCACUUAAAUUAGCAGUUAUUAAACCCUUGAUUAAAAAACCUGAUCUUGACCCGUCUCAAUUGUCCAACUAUAGACCAAUAUCUAAUCUCCCCUUCAUCUCUAAGAUUUUAGAAAAGGUUGUAGCAAAGCAGUUAUGCUCGUACUUAGAUAGGAAUAACAUUCAUGGAAUGUAUCAGUCAGGAUUUAGACCUCAUCAUAGCACAGAGACAGCGUUAGUUAAAGUAGUAAAUGACCUUCUACUGACUUACGAUCAGGGUUGUGUCUCGCUGCUUGUGUUACUCGACCUUAGUGCAGCUUUUGAUACUAUAGAUCACACUAUUCUACUUGAUAGAUUAGAAAAUGUUGUUGGUAUUAAGGGAACAGUCCUCUCCUGGCUCAGGUCUUAUCUGACCGAUCGUUAUCAGUUCGUAGAUGUAAAUGGUGAUUUCUCCAUGCGUACUGAGGUUACUUUUGGAGUUCCACAGGGUUCUGUUUUAGGCCCACUGCUCUUUACUUUAUAUAAGAUACCCCUAGGUCAAAUUAUUCGUAAACAUGGGAUUAGCUUCCACUGUUAUGCUGAUGAUACACAGUUGUAUGUUUCAGCGAAGCCAGAGGACAGACAGAAGCUUAGUAAAGUUGAGGAUUGUGUAAAGGACAUUAGACAUUGGAUGUUAACUAACUUCCUUCUACUUAAUUCUGAUAAAACAGAAAUACUUUUAUUAGGCCCACGUGUAGCUAGAAGUAUUCUUUCUGAUCACAUGGUUACUCUGGAUGGUCUUUCUGUUUCAUCAUGUGCAGCAGUUAAAGACCUUGGAGUUAUUAUUGACUCCAGCCUAUCAUUUGAUGCUCAUGUAGAUAAUAUUACUAGGAUAGCCUUCUUUCAUCUCAGAAAUAUUUCUAAAAUAAGAAACAUAUUGUCACUACAUGAUGCGGAAAUACUAGUUCAUGCAUUCGUCACCUCUAGAUUAGAUUACUGUAAUAUCUUACUGUCUGGAUGUUCCAGUAGGAAUAUAAAUAAGCUCCAGUUAGUCCAGAAUGCAGCUGCUAGAGUCCUAACUAGAACUAGAAGAUACAACCAUAUAACACCGAUAUUAUCAAUACUGCAUUGGCUCCCAGUAAAAUCUCGCAUUAACUAUAAAAUACUUUUAUUAACCUAUAAAGCACUAAAUGGUCUCGCGCCACAAUAUCUAAGCGACCUUUUGGUUUUAUAUGAUCCGCCACGCCUACUUGGAUCAAAAGAUGCAGGCUAUUUGACGGUACCUCGAAUAGUGAAGGCUACAGCAGGGGGAAGAGCUUUCGCUUAUAGAGCCCCACAGUUAUGGAACAGUCUUCCUAUUAGUGUUCGGGACUCAGACACAGUCUCAGUGUUUAAGUCUAGGCUUAAAACGUAUUUGUUUACUCAAGCCUACCCUGAAUAGAUUCUGUUCUACUACUUCGCAGUCAUAAUAAUCUUUUUUCUCCCUCUCUCCUUUCGCCGAGCCCCACACGAAUUUAUGGAGAUACUAGAGAUCCAGAUCCUUUCUGCCUCUGGAUUUAGCUCAAAUCUUCUCUAAUUCCAGACUGCUGGGACUACGGCUGCUCCUAACGCCAUACAGACUUCAUAUAAAUCCAUAAUGAACUUUUUCACACUAUCUGUUGUUACCCAGAUGAGGACGGGUUCCCUUCUGAGUCGGGUUCCUCUCAAGGUUUCUUCCUCUUAAAACAUCUUAGGGAGUUUUUCCUUGCCACCGUCGCCACUCAGUGGCUUGCUCAGUUGGGAUAAAUUCGCACCUUUAAUAUCUGUAUACCAUGUUGAUAUUUCUGUAAAACUGCUUUGAGACAAUGUCUAUUGUAAAAAGCGCUAUUGAAAUAAAAAAAAGAUUGGUAUAGUCA
This is a messenger RNA of Ictalurus punctatus (channel catfish), 6852 nucleotides long. Its product is annotated as piwi-like protein 1. Bases 50 to 499 code for a protein of 149 amino acids. NCBI's taxonomy places the organism in Eukaryota, Metazoa, Chordata, Actinopteri, Siluriformes, Ictaluridae. Gene Ontology annotation, molecular function: piRNA binding. The record is from RefSeq and is a predicted model, not a curated record. Gene Ontology annotation, biological process: regulatory ncRNA-mediated gene silencing. The transcript has 4 exons. Gene Ontology annotation, cellular component: P granule.